Molecule: messenger RNA, 1995 nt
Organism: Phragmites australis (common reed)
Lineage: Eukaryota; Viridiplantae; Streptophyta; Magnoliopsida; Poales; Poaceae
Product: aspartic proteinase
Exons: 12
Coding region: 228-1721 (497 amino acids)
Biological process (GO): lipid metabolic process; proteolysis
Molecular function (GO): aspartic-type endopeptidase activity
Source: RefSeq, a predicted model, not a curated record
UCUCCAAGACUCGCUCAAGCGCCCUUGCCACUUACACGUGGGCCAGUCCUUGCUUUCGGACCCACACACAGAGAAACAUCAGCUCUAGCCUUUUGCGUGUCAGUUGUCGCGUCUGCUUCUCUGACGUGCUGUAUUGUACUACUAUUUAUCGUCAACUCUUCUUGCUCUUGGAAGCAAGCUGCUCCUACUCUACAGAGCACGCAGAGGUGCUUUGAGUCUCCGAGAUCAUGAGGCACAUGCAUCUCUUGCUGGUGACUACCUGUUUGUGGGCUCUGUCAUGCGCCCUGCUGCUUCACGCUUCCCCUGAUGGGUUGCUAAGGAUCAGCCUGAACAAGAACAGACUGGACCAUGAAGCGUUGACCGCUGCGAAGCUGGCCAGGCAGGAUAGCCGCCGUCUGAGGAGCGGCGGCUUGAGAGGUGGCGAUGCCGUCCCUCUGGAUGACUACCUCAACACCCAGUACUUUGGGGUGAUCGGCAUCGGCACGCCGCCGCAGAAUUUCACCGUGAUAUUUGACACCGGGAGCUCCAACUUGUGGGUUCCGUCAUCGAGAUGCUAUUUCUCGAUAGCGUGCUACUUCCACCAUCGAUACAAGUCGAGCAAGUCUAGCACUUACAAGGAAGAUGGAGAAACUUGCAAAAUCACUUAUGGUUCUGGAUCGAUUGCUGGAUUCUUCAGCAAGGAUAACGUGCUGGUUGGAGACCUCGUUGUGAAAAGCCAGAAGUUCAUUGAGACAACACGUGAAGCCAGCAUUUCAUUUAUCCUUGGGAAGUUUGAUGGCAUUCUUGGUCUUGGAUACCCGGAUAUCUCCGUCGGCAAAGCUCCUCCAAUUUGGCAGAGCAUGCAAGAGCAGAAACUGCUUGCAGACAACGUCUUUUCGUUCUGGCUUAACCGAGAUCCUGAUGCAUCUUCCGGUGGUGAGCUUAUCUUUGGCGGCAUGGACCCAAAACACUACAAAGGAAACCACACCUAUGUCCCUGUUUCCCGCAAAGGUUACUGGCAGUUCAACAUGGGGGAUCUCCUGAUUGAUGGCCACUCAACUGGUUUCUGUGCCAAAGGCUGUGCUGCUAUUGUGGACUCUGGGACUUCUCUGCUGGCCGGUCCAACGGCAAUAGUUGCUCAGGUGAACCAUGCAAUUGGAGCUGAGGGAAUUAUCAGCACUGAAUGCAAAGAAGUGGUGAGCCAGUAUGGAGAGAUGAUCCUCAACUUGCUCAUAGCACAGACAGAUCCGCAGAAAGUGUGCAGCCAGAUUGGUCUCUGUUUGUUCGAUGGCACUCACUCUGUCAGUAAUGGAAUUGAAUCUGUUGUCGAGAAAGAAAACCUGGGCUCAAAUGUGAUGUGCUCAGCCUGUCAGAUGGCUGUUGUGUGGAUAGAGAAUCAGCUCCGUGAAAACAAAACGAAGGAGCUGAUCUUGCAGUAUGCUAAUCAGCUAUGUGAGCGUCUACCAAGCCCCAACGGAGAAUCAACAGUCAGCUGCCAUCAGAUCUCAAAGAUGCCUAAUCUUGCAUUCACCAUUGCAAACAAGACCUUCACCCUAACACCAGAGCAGUACAUUGUGAAACUGGACCAAGGAGGGCAAACUGUUUGCAUCAGUGGGUUCAUGGCAUUCGAUAUACCACCACCUCGUGGUCCUCUUUGGAUUCUUGGGGAUGUCUUCAUGGGGGCUUACCACACGGUGUUCGACUUCGGUAAAGACAGGAUCGGCUUCGCAAAAUCUGCAUGAAGGGUGUGAGAGCACUCUGCUCUUCACAAUGAUAUCAUAUCUUUUUAUGAAUGUAUUGUGUGGUUGUGUCUACUACAUGAACUCAACACAUUGUAAAUAAACGGAUUGCAAAAGUGCUGAGACCAAACUAGUGAUGUAGGACAAGGGUAAACUUCUUUGUUUCUUUCUGAAGAAGAGAGGAAACGUAUGUCUGAAGAGCUAUGCUUGAGACAUCACGGUUGAUGUAAAUUGAACAAAGGAACAUUGUAAUAAAUAGCCUGCUCAUCUGAUCUCA